Molecule: messenger RNA, 2204 nt
Organism: Leptopilina boulardi
Lineage: Eukaryota; Metazoa; Arthropoda; Insecta; Hymenoptera; Figitidae
Product: somatomedin-B and thrombospondin type-1 domain-containing protein-like
Exons: 8
Coding region: 701-1591 (296 amino acids)
Source: RefSeq, a predicted model, not a curated record
UGCCUCGGGGACUAUUUAUUUGUAAUGAGCCAGUUACUUUGGGUGCGCAAUACUUUUAGAUUAUCACUCACAACGACUUUGGACCUGCGCUGUUCAAAACACUUGACGAAUAUAUGUGUUUGUGUUAUUAUCUGACCAGAAAAAUAAAACUGCUCACGCGUCGAUUUGUUUGACCAAUCAAAAUAUUCAAUUGUUCGAUAACGAUUUAGGAUUGGUGGAUAUUUCUUCUUGUUGAAGUAGUCAUUGGAUACUUCUACAAAGCGACGACAGAGGGAGACAAAAAGGCGCCAAAAAUGUCCGCCAUCGCCGCCAUAUUGGUUUAUUCCUUUCCCGGCCGGCUACUGGAAAACGUGUGUGGUAAACAAUGAAAUCAUUUAUGAAUCUCAGAUUGUUUUUCAACGAUUUUCGUGAUUUUCACAUCCAGAAAGGAUGCUGGAAGCAAGCGCAUGCUCGUCCAGCAGUGAGCGUCGGUGACGACGUCGAAGAUGACGAGGAGGAGGACGAGGGUGGUUUUGAAAAUGUACUCAUCGGCUGGCAGUCGUCCGUUGAAGGUAGUUGUUUGCGGUGUCUCAGGUGGUGCGCUCUCACACUCCCAUAGCCGUCAUUCGUGGUGGGGACAAGAGAAAUUUUCUAUGGAGAAGAUUCAGCUUCUAUCGUUCUCCAUCUCCCGCCACAUCACAGUUGCUUUACGUAAGCCUUCAUGCACCACUCGAAAACAAUAGAUCGAUUCCAAAGGCCUUGCUGUAUUAUGGGUCUUCAAAGUUGGAUCAUUAUUGGAGUUAUAAUUGGAUUAUUUGUCAACAAUGCUUUUGCUGGAAGUUGUAAGGAAGCUUCGCUUUGCUGUACUGGACGAGAUUCCGCGUGUGUCGUGCAGAAAACAUCGCCGAAUGCCAUUAUACAAACUUUGUCUGAUAAACCGUGUUAUUGUGACCACGCGUGUCUGAAACUUGGAGACUGCUGUCAUGACUUCAAGGAUGCUUGUGGAGUUCUAGAUUGCAUUGUGUCUGGUUGGGGUCCAUGGUCGAGUUGUGACAGUGAGUGUGGACCUGGUUCACAGUCGAGGUCGAGGAUGGUGGUGAGAAAUGCAGAAAAUGGAGGAAAACACUGUCCACAGCUAAUGCAGCAUCGAGGCUGUCAAGGAACUAAGUGCCAUACACGUAAUCCAAAGUCUGCUUUGAAAGAAGUCGCUUUAUUACUGCCAGCUGAAUUAAGUGAAGUUCGACACAUCAAUGACACAAAUGAUAUUCGAACGAAUCUUCGACUUCAGUACAGAGAAAGUCCCGAGUUCGACGUUUCUAAAGAAUACUGUGUGACGUUUACAGUAACGAAGGCAUCGAAAGCGUGUUACAAUGAUGCGAAUCUCUCAGAUUUUGCCGAAGGUUCUCGAGUAUGUGUUCGAUGUCAAACACAAGCCUUAAGACGAGUUCUUGAUUGGCGAUGUGAAGGUGACGGAGGUAUUGAAGCAAUGAUCACAAGGUGGAGUGUUCUCUCAUCUCCACAUUGUCACGGGAAAUGGUUGAGAACUGAAAAGACAGGUCCAGAAUGUGAAACCUCCCUCUGCAAGCCCGAACCUCACUUUAUUUUUGUUUGAAAACCUUCAAAAAAAAAAAAAAAGUCCCAUCCAAAACUCCAAAGUCCUCCUCCAAGUAAGAAUUUUUCAUUUUACUAUUAUUAUUAUUUUUCUUUUUUAAUAAUGAAAUCAAAAUUUUUGUAUUUAUUUUACGCCGCACUUUAUCAACUUUUAAAGCAAUCACUUCAAUUAAUCAAUUUCCAUUGAGAUGAUUGAAUUUACUAUAUAUUCAAACCGUUAUAAUUGAUUUUCAGUCGAGGUGAUUGAUUUAAAUUUAAAAGAUAAAAAAAAGGCGGAUUUUUUAAUCUCAAUAUAUUGUUAAAUUCAAGUUUUGAAAAUUUGAUAAUAUUUUAAUCAAAGUUUAAAAGAAAUUAAAGAAUAUAAAUUUUGUUGAAAAUUCGAUUUUUAGUCAUUUGAAGAAAAUUAUUAGGUUAAAAAAUUCGAUUUUUUUACCAUAUUUUUUAAAAGAAUUAAAUUCUUAUAAAAAAAUGAUGUUUAAUAAUAAUAAUUAAGGAAUAAUCAUCGCUAUGUAAAAUAUAUAAAAAAAAAUCCAAUAAGUAUAAACUUAUUUGUAAGUUAGAUUAUAAAUUGAAUCCACAUAUCAGAGAUCAUAUUUUCUAGAGUUUAAGCAAUA